CUGCCGAAGUAACUACUACAAUUCCAAUAUGGCGGACUACUUAAAUGUGUGAAACAAUAAGUUUAUUGAAGAAAGUAAUUUUAAUAUUAUUAAGUUAUUUGAAUUUUUAAAAAUAUUCUUCGAAGCUACAAUGCUUCUUUAUUGUAUGGUAGGGAAUAUUACUAGUGCAGUCAGUCGGUGAUUAUUAAAAUUAACCUGAAAGCUGUGUUGUUGCUGGAGUAAACACCAAACAUGGCGUCAUCCUUGAAUGAAGAAAGUGUUGAAAGAAAACUACAUGCUGUUAACAACACGCAAGAUGGCAUUCAAAGUAUGUCAUUAUGGAUUAUUCAUCAUAAAGCGCAUCAUAAGAAGAUAGUCGAUUUAUGGCUAAAAGUCUUGAAAAAAGAUAAAACUGCUCACCGCCUUACUUUGUUUUAUUUAUGCAAUGAUGUGGUGCAGAACUGUAAGAAAAAGCAAGCAAAAAUCUAUAUGGACACUUUCAAAAAUGUAUUGAAGGAUGCUGCAUAUUUUGUUAGAGACACAACCAUAAAAUCAAAUGUGAGUCGGAUAUUUAGUAUAUGGGAAGAACGCAAUGUUUAUGAUUCCAGCUUUACAUCUGAACUAAAAGAUAUAUUAGAGAAUGAUGCUCAUUAUCAACAUCAGCACCUUUCACAACACCGACGUGGUCACACAUCUUUGUCACCCAAGCUGAAAUCAUUGCAAUCAAAAUUGCAAUCAACUAAAGUGCAAUCAACAAAAAUGCAACCAACAAAAAUGCAACCAACAAAAGUGCACCAUUCGAAAAUUCAGCAGCAACCAACAACUCAACAAUCACAACUAACUCAAGUUGAUGAAAAGAAUAAAUCAAAUCAUCUGCAAAUACUUGCUGAAUUCAAAACACAAAAAAUGCUUGAAAAAGUUGCAUCUAUGACUAAGUUGGAAUCAGAGGGUGAACUAAAAUUUGUUCAGUUAUCAACUCUACGUUUAGAUGUUUCAAAUUUGGAAGCUGUCAAACAACUAAAAGACCGAGCUCAUGGAAAAGAAUUUUCACGCCAAUUUGAAGAUGCCUGUAACAAACUGGAUGACUAUGUUGUGAGUUUACAGAAAGAGAUAGACCAUAGGACUGCCAUGAUAACCAUGCUUGAGCAGAGUGAACUGUUCUAUGAAGACCAGUAUCGGGAGGCUAAGAUAGUUGCCAAUGCAUAUAAAAACUUUGGUUCUAGAGUUGCAAUUGUGAAAAAGAAACUUGAUGAACUGAAGUUGUCAUUACCAGAUCCAGCUAGUCCUCUGCCUUCACCUACACCUGAUGCUCCAUCACCUAGUAGUACUCCACCAGCAGACGUAGAUACACAGCAAGAUAACACAGAGGCAAUUGAUAUGGAACUUUCUGAUUCUGACAAUGAUGAAAAUGAUGCAACUCGAAAUAUAUUAGUUGUUGUCAAUGAAACUGUAACAUCAUCUCCACCUCCUCCUUUUCCUCUUCCUUCUCCACUUACUCCUUCAACUGCGUGUCCUGUGGUUGCCCUGACUACUACUACAAAGAGCAUCCUACAGCCGAUCUCAAGUGUUACUGAGAUCAUUGGAAUGCCAGCUAUCGAAAGAAAAUCUGAAGCUUCUCCUAAAUCUGUGUCGUCAGUCCCUCCUCCCUCACCUGAUUCCAACCGCACUGUAGACCUGAAAGACAAUGUUGAGGAAUCCUGUGAAUCACCACUUGAUUCUGCUGUCAGCCAACCAAGUAAAGAAUGUAACAGCUUGGAGAAAAGAAUAGCUAGUAUGUUACCAAAUCUACCAAUUGCUAGCAAUAUUUCUAGUCCUGUAGAGGAUAUCCAGCGUCAACAACCAUCACCUGUGUCCUCUUCUUCAUCAAAGAAAGAACAUCGCUAUCAUUCUGACCGCAAACACCUAAGAAGUGGUAGUGAUGUAGUACCAGAUGACACUUCAGAUUGGCUUGACCAUUCUCCUGUGCUAUCCAGUCGAAGUACAACUAGUCCAAGUCAUUCUUCACAUAAAACAAGUCACAGAAAACUUCCUUCCAGUAGUAAUUUGCACAAUUCAACCUCUUCAUCCUCCUCAGGUCGAGUACCAGCUUAUAACUCUCCUCCUUUGUCAAAUGAUGAAGGUAGUAGUACUCCACUUAAUGAUGAAGGUGGAAGUACACCUGUACAGGAUGAAAAAGAAGAGCAAACUACGAGAGAAAAUCCUAUUGAUUUCUUGACCAAACUCAUUAAUCAAACCCAGAAGUCUCCCAAAACCAGUACUGCUAGUUUCCUCCAGAACUUAAUGAACACAGGAAUGAAACCAUUCACUUCAUAUGAUGACAGCAAAAAUAAGGACUCUUCUGUUGAUCUCAACCAACCUGCCAUGCCUCCACAGAUUCCCCCACCUCCUAUGGGGCCAGGACCUGUUUCUCUACCAACUCAAUCUUCCUUACAAACCUCAUCCUCCCAGCACAAUCAGACUACUUCUGCUCAGUCGUGGGCAGCCUGGAAAGCUAAACGUGGUCCUUCUGAUGAUAUUCCUAAUCUCAUCACAAGUGCACCUCCCCCGCCCCCUCCCACCAUGCCACCCCCCAUUAUUUCUCCACAAAGACAUGAGCAAGUUGGACUAGCUUCUAUUCCACAACGACCUGAUCUGUCAACUCUGCCUCCAAUGAUGGGGCCACCACCUCCACCUGAUCACCUUCCAGGAAUGUCAGGAAUGCCUCCACUUCCUCCAGACUCACUCCCUUCCGUAGCACCAGUUCCUCCUCCAGACUGUCUUCUGCCUGGAAUGGUUACUCCACCUUCAGAAGGAAUUCCUCCGCCAGGUAUGCCACCUAUGCAACCGCCUGAUGGCAUGAACAAUAUGCAAAGGCGGGACCAGAUGGUAUUACCUGGUGGUAUUCCUGGAAUGGCCCCUACUUUCCAUCCACCAGAGAAUCCCAUUGCUCCACAAAGCCCGUGGAAACAUGAUAUGGGAGCACCUUAUUGUGCUGUUAGUAACACUACUGAACACCCAGAUGGUUAUAACAGCAGUCCCCAGAGUCAAACAAGUCCUGAACCCUGCUCUAUCCCUCUACCUUGGAUGAAUCAUCCCCCUCCCCCACAUGAUACCAGCAUACCUCCACCUGUUAACUUGGGGCCUCCACCUCAUGCUCGAGGACUCAACUGUUCUGUUUUACCAGAUUAUUCUGGUUCAGCUGACAAUAUUUCUACUUUGACUGAUACAAUGCAGAGUUCUAAGACUAGCUCUCAGUCUUCCUCUCCCAACAGUAAUGGGGCCUCUGGCUACACCAGCAGAGUAAACCGUGUACUUUCGCAAUCAGAUUUUCCUGAUGACCAAAGAGAAUUCAUUGAAAAAUUAAAAAGGAAAUCUAGUAAUCUUGUUACUCCGCCAAUUGUAGAUUCACUCUCAGACUUACCGGAAUCUGUGAGUAAUGUACGGAACUUAACUGCCGUAAAACUUGAAGACAGUCCAACUAACAGCAAGAAACCAACAGACAGCAUAGAAAAUACAGAGUCCAAUCAUUCUGCUGACAUUGGCACUUGUAGUGCCCAAACUGAAGACGAGGAAGAGGAGGAAGAGGAAGAAGUUGAAGAGGAGGAGGAGGAGGAAGAAGAAGAGGAGGAGAGGGAAGAAGUACCCGACUGUCAAAAUGAAGAACCAAAAGGAGCCCCGAUAUUAACUGUUUCUGGUAUUGCAGCUCGGCGAUAUGAACCCGAACGACUUCGCAAUGUCGCUGAGCAUAGGGGAGAUAACAAUCGGCGAACUGAUUCCAUAAACAGGCGCUUUGAACAGCCAAUACCCAAUCCUCUAAUUCACAGACAGACCACAGAUUCUUAUCGGGAUAGAAGAAGAGGAGAAAGGGAUUUUUAUCGGAACACUCCCUACCCUACUGACCCCUAUGCUUAUACCUACACACAGGACUGGCAUCAGUAUUAUGCUCAGACUAAUCCCUAUAUGGCUCCACCUUUGAAACGGCCUUAUGAGCCAUAUAACCCUCAUCAUACUUACUAUUCCUCAAAGUAUUGAACUACUGUUUUGUGAGGUUUUAUAAGCAGAAAUACUGUCUUGGCAAUUUUAUUGAUGAUUUUAACAGCUCUGUAAUAUUCCUGCAUAUACUGAAUGGUUUUGACUUGAGAUUUCUCAUUUAAACUGUUGGAUAUUCCAUAAAAUGUAAACAUCCUGUUCUCUCUCUUUCUCUCUCUCUCUCUCUCUCUCUCUCUCU
Messenger RNA from Octopus bimaculoides (California two-spot octopus), 4186 nucleotides. RefSeq lists its product as uncharacterized. Lineage: Eukaryota; Metazoa; Mollusca; Cephalopoda; Octopoda; Octopodidae. The record is from RefSeq and is a predicted model, not a curated record. Gene Ontology annotation, molecular function: RNA polymerase II complex binding. Gene Ontology annotation, biological process: mRNA 3'-end processing.